Molecule: messenger RNA, 1659 nt
Organism: Impatiens glandulifera
Lineage: Eukaryota; Viridiplantae; Streptophyta; Magnoliopsida; Ericales; Balsaminaceae
Product: AP-2 complex subunit mu
Exons: 13
Coding region: 154-1470 (438 amino acids)
Biological process (GO): endocytosis; intracellular protein transport
Cellular component (GO): clathrin adaptor complex; cytoplasmic vesicle
Source: RefSeq, a predicted model, not a curated record
GAGCUUGGCUGGCUGGCUCUCAUUCGACGUGUUGUUCCUGUAUUCUUUGAGCACUCUGAAGCAGAAUCGAGCUGGAACCCAAACCCUAGAUCCGAUCUGACCCAAUUUCUUCCUCUGAAUUCUUCGGGUGGGUCUUCCUAGUGGAUCGGAGCCAUGCCUGUGGCUGCUUCCGCUAUCUACUUCUUGAAUCUCCGUGGAGAUGUCCUCAUCAAUCGCCUCUAUCGUGAUGACGUUGGGGGAAAUAUGGUAGACGCAUUUCGGACGCAUAUAAUGCAGACGAAAGAACUUGGUACAUGUCCAGUGCGGCAGAUAGGAGGUUGCUCUUUCAUAUAUAUGAGAAUUAGCAAUGUAUACAUUGUGAUUGUUGUAAGCAGUAACGCUAAUGCUGCUUGUGCUUUCAAGUUUGUCGUUGAGGCUGUUGCACUAUUCAAAUCCUACUUUGGCGGGGCUUUUGAUGAAGAUGCUAUUCGCAACAACUUUGUUCUGAUAUAUGAGCUUUUAGAUGAGAUUAUGGAUUUUGGUUAUCCUCAAAAUCUUUCACCAGAAAUUCUAAAGCUUUACAUUACUCAGGAAGGUGUACGGUCACCAUUCUCUUCUAAGCCUAUUGAUAGACCAGUCCCCAAUGCAACAUUACAAGUUACAGGUGCUGUUGGCUGGCGCAGAGAGGGUCUUGUUUACAAAAAGAAUGAGGUGUUUCUGGAUAUUGUGGAAAGUGUGAAUCUCCUUAUGUCUUCAAAAGGUAGUGUUCUGCGCUGUGAUGUGACGGGAAAAGUUCUUAUGAAAUGCUUUCUUUCGGGGAUGCCUGACUUAAAGCUGGGUCUAAAUGAUAAAAUUGGACUUGAGAAAGAGUCGCAACUUAAAUCACGUCCCUCUAAGAGUGGGAAGACAAUCGAACUUGAUGAUGUAACCUUUCACCAAUGUGUAAAUCUGACAAGGUUUAACACAGAGAAAACUGUCAGUUUUGUGCCACCAGAUGGUGAAUUUGAGUUGAUGAAGUAUCGUAUUACCGAGGGAGUAAAUCUUCCAUUUCGAGUUUUGCCAACAAUCAAGGAAUUAGGUAGGACUCGCAUGGAAAUAAAUGUCAAGGUAAAGAGUGUUUUUGGAGCAAAAAUGUUUGCGCUUGGUGUAGUUGUGAAGAUUCCUGUCCCGAAACAAACAGCAAAAACCAGUUUCCAAGUGACAUCAGGCAAAGCUAAAUAUAAUGCCGCACUUGAUUGCUUAAUUUGGAAGAUAAGAAAAUUUCCUGGACAAACUGAACCGACAUUGAGUGCAGAAGUGGAGUUGAUCUCCACAAUCACAGAAAAGAAGUCAUGGACUAGACCACCAAUUCAGAUGGAAUUCCAGGUUCCCAUGUUUACGGCCUCUGGACUACGUGUUCGUUUCCUCAAGGUCUGGGAGAAGAGCGGUUACAACACUGUCGAGUGGGUUCGCUACAUUACCAAAGCGGGUUCAUACGAAAUUAGGUGCUAGAAACGUAGAGACGACGUAAAUGAUUGGUUUGGAAUUUAGGGAAAGAUUACCAUGGCAGGCCAAGGAAUCUCUCCAGUAUUUUGUGGUUUUUCUGCAGUAUCGAUGUUGAUUGAGUUGUUAUUUUUUUUUAGUUGCAACGAUACCUAAUUGUUUCUCACAUUAAUUAUAUAUAAAUAUUCUUUUCACACA